CUAAAUGUGUACCUUUAUCAACAACAACGUGCCGUCGCUCGGCUGAAAAUGGAAUGAAGAUAAGAUAAGGUUGUCCACAAUUGAAAUACGCCAGUUUUUAAAUAGAAGAAUUUGGAUUCGCACAAAAAUGAUUAAAUUGAUAUUAUUUACCGUUGGGAUAUGCAUCGUUGGAGCAAUUACCGACCCCACUCAACUGUGUAAUGAGCUGAUGACACUGGAUUGCAAGGUGACCUAUAUUAAAGGAGAGAAAGACGAGACUGUGUGUGGAACAAACGGACUAACAUACGAUAAUUUCUGUUACUACGGGCAGGCGAGAUGUAACGAUAAAACGAUAACUGUAGCAUUUGUGGGGUCCUGUUCUGCUCCUCUUGCUUCAACAAUGCCGCCUGCAACUGCUUCCUCUGCAGCAACUGCUGGUCCGGUUGUUGCAAGUACGAUGCCUGUAGUAGUGACGACCGGUACCACCAUCCCGACAACAACAACAGCGGAUCCAAUCCUCGAAGCUUUCUGUGGUAACAAGAACAACAUUGUUUGUGGCACGGACUUGUCACCUAUCUGCGGAUCUGACAAACAAUUCUACCUGAACAAGUGCGAAUAUUCAAAGGCAUAUUGUGACGAUAAGUCUUUGACCUCAAAGCCCAUUGAGUUUUGCACUGGCGGAGCUGGUAGAAGAUAGAAAAGAACUAAUUUCGGCAUAUUCUGUUUUUAGUUUACCAGUUAGUUUUUUAUCAGUUAAUUCUUUUGAAAUAAACAUCACUUUACUGGGA
Mercenaria mercenaria is the source of this 767-nucleotide messenger RNA. RefSeq lists its product as uncharacterized. Gene Ontology annotation, molecular function: protein binding. The record is from RefSeq and is a predicted model, not a curated record. The coding region runs from base 128 to 676 and encodes 182 amino acids. NCBI's taxonomy places the organism in Eukaryota, Metazoa, Mollusca, Bivalvia, Venerida, Veneridae. The transcript is spliced from 5 exons.